UUUUAUGCUCAAAACCGAAUAAAACUGCUAACACCGCUAAUAUCCGGAGAAAGAAGAAGGAGAAGAUAUAUGAAGAAAACGCUGAUAGAACUGAGUCGAAGUGGUGGGAAAGCAUGAACCCUCCAAGUUGCAGUGAUGAUGAAUUUUGCGCGAACGAAUGUAACAACAACAUAGCAAUAUCAAUGCACGAAAAAGGUGGUGGUGGAGGAGGAGGAGGAGUACUUCCAAAAAGAAUAAUAGUAGUUCGUCACGGUGAAUCACAAGGAAACUUAGAUCCAGGAGCAUACACAACAACACCAGAUCACAGAAUUCCAUUAACAUCACAAGGCAUUUCACAAGCACGUUUAACUGGUUCUCAAAUUCGCCAUCUCAUUUCUUCUUCAGCUUCUUCACCUGAUUGGCGUGUUUAUUUCUAUGUUUCACCUUAUGCACGAACCAGAUCUACUCUCCGUGAAAUUGCUAGAUCUUUUUCUAAAAAACGUGUUAUUGGUGUUAGAGAAGAGUGUCGUAUUCGUGAACAAGAUUUUGGUAAUUUUCAGGUUCAGGAACGUAUGAAUGCUAUUAAAGAAACUCGUCUUCGUUUUGGUAGAUUCUUUUAUCGUUUCCCUGAGGGAGAGUCCGCUGCCGACGUUUUCGAUCGCGUUUCGAGUUUUCUUGAAUCUAUGUGGAGGGACAUUGACCAGAACAGGCUUAAUCAUAACCCUUCAAACGAUUUGAAUCUGAUAAUUGUGUCACAUGGGUUGGCUUCUCGAGUUUUCCUUAUGAGGUGGUUUAGAUGGACAGUUGAACAAUUUGAACUUCUCCACAAUUUCGGAAACUGUGAGUUCCGUGUGAUGCAGUUGGGGAGUGGCGGAGAGUACAGCUUGGCAGUUCACCAUACAGACGAAGAACUGCUAGAGUGGGGACUUUCUCCUGAUAUGGUAGCCGAUCAGAAAUGGCGUGCCAAUGGCAGCAGGGGUACCUCGAAUGAUCAAAGUCCCCGCUGCCUUGAAGCAUUUUUUGAUCUCAUUCCUGAUUCUGAUGAGGAGAGUGAGUACACAGAAGACAAAACAAAUUCUUCGAGUGAGUUCACAGAAGACAAAACAAAUUCUUCGAGUGAGUGUAGUGAACAAUAGGCUGUUCUUUCUUUCUUUUAUUGGAUAAUUGUAAAUUAGUUUCUAGAAAAGAAGGUAGCAGAUACAAAUUGAUAAUAGGUUGUUCCUUGCUAGUUAGCACUUCUAAUCGGUUCAUCAUCAUCAUCAUCAUAAAAUUGACACUCAAUUGGUGCUCUCGACAAAUGCUUCUAAAGAAUUGACAAUAUUUAAUUGUGGGUAGAUUCAAAGCAAUUUAAUACAUUUGGUAGGGAGUAGGGACGGCUUUGUUUUAUUGAUCCUGCAUAAUUGUUUAUAGAGUAUGUAUAUGUUAAAGAUUGUACUCAGUUUGUGAUCCUCAAAGUUUAUGAGUAUAGGAUGCAUUUAUUCUUCUCAACAUGUACAAAGGAAUGAAAACACGUUGCCUUGGGAGUCUAUUGAAGGCAGUUCUAUUUUAUGUUUGCAGGUGAUUGAUUUCAA
Trifolium pratense (red clover) is the source of this 1550-nucleotide messenger RNA. Its product is annotated as phosphoglycerate mutase-like protein AT74H. NCBI's taxonomy places the organism in Eukaryota, Viridiplantae, Streptophyta, Magnoliopsida, Fabales, Fabaceae. Gene Ontology annotation, molecular function: phosphatase activity. The transcript has 2 exons. The record is from RefSeq and is a predicted model, not a curated record. Bases 114 to 1115 code for a protein of 333 amino acids.